This is a messenger RNA of Thunnus maccoyii (southern bluefin tuna), 3217 nucleotides long. It is a transcript of the gene klhdc3l, whose product is annotated as ras guanine nucleotide exchange factor F. Gene Ontology annotation, molecular function: chromatin binding; protein binding. Lineage: Eukaryota; Metazoa; Chordata; Actinopteri; Scombriformes; Scombridae. Gene Ontology annotation, cellular component: cytoplasm. Bases 1346 to 2674 code for a protein of 442 amino acids. The record is from RefSeq and is a predicted model, not a curated record. The transcript has 8 exons.
GUUGUAUAGGAUUUCAUUAGGUGUUCCUAAUAAAGCGCUCGGUGAGUGUACGUUUAAGAAAUUACAUGAAUGCCUGAAAGUUAUAUUGCUGUUAUCUCCUCCAACCUUCCUGUGUCACUGACAGCAUCCCAGACUGAUACGCAUCUUUAGAUGUGUAGAUAUUCUGAAGAUGAGCUAUGGAUUUUUAAAGUUUAGAAACUAGGGUGCUUUAUAUUUGAUCCUCUGGUGUCUGUUUAAUCAUUUCUUAUCUUGCUAAUAUUUAAUCCAGUGAAUUAAUCCAGUAUAUUGAUGUUUUUUUUUAAAUGGCCACAUUCCUCCCGUCAUUGUCCUGUUAGUUAAAUAUUACAUUUUUUUAUCUCCAACAACAAACAAGCUGAGAUCUCUCUUUAUGCAGCGGACAAACAGGUACUUGGACAAGGCAGAGCGAGGUGUGUUACUACAAUGUCACGACCGCAGAGCUGUUUGCUCAUGUGACACUUUGAUAAGAUGUAGUAGAGAGAGGCCACGAGAGAGGAGAACUUAUGACUGGUGUCACUGUGGAAAAGCUCAAUGUACCUCCUCGGUCAUAGAUACAGCAGUGUGGAAACUUACUGUGUUGAUAACCAAACACACCACUGACAUGUAGCUUCAUGAAUAUUGCGAAAGGUCGUCAACGUGACUCAUAAGUUUUCUCAAUGAACGAUUUCUUUUUUUUUUUUUUCUCUGACAGCAGAGACAAUCCUCAUUAAUUAGUUUUUAUGGCUCAAGGUCAAACUCAUUUUAUCAGUGUUUUAGAGUCUGUAGAGCAGUUCACAGAUAAAGAUAUCAUGAGUUCAUGUGGUAUUAUUCACCGUCCAAGAAUCUAAGGAUCAGCCAAAACAUGCUUUAAAAUAGUUCUGAUAAUCCAGUCAACUAUAAAAACUUCAAAUAACUCUGACUGUGGCCAACUCUACAAGCGCAUUACGUGACAAGAGAGUUUCUCCCCAGAGACGCACUUUACAGUCUUUCUAUGGCAGCGUGUUUCCCUCCUGACGACGUGGCCUAUAGCAGCAGUCAGGUGCUCUGUGAGUCAGCGACCCAGCCGUAACAACUAACACACACACACACACGACGCCAUAUGAUGCCAACCUUGUCAUCGUUGACAAUGGCUGCAGCAGAUGGAGCGAUGCGGAGGAUAUCAGGUAUCAUCAUCAUCAUCAUCAGGUGUGGAAGGAUAACAGCUAGCUUUUCACCUGUCCUGUGCUGUACUGUACUCAUGACUGUCAUUGUCUCAGUAUGUUGUUUAUAAAGUGCUGAUGCAGGGUUUCCAGCAGACAGCUGUUAAGUGGAGGUGGUGUACUUGAAAAUGGUCCAGUGAGAGCAGAGGAUGCCAGUUAUGAGUCAGAGUAGUCCCUGUCUGUGGACUCGGCUCCCCCAGAGCAGCCAGUCCCCGUGCGACCGCUACAAGCACGCCUGCUGCAGCUACGAUGGAGACGUCUACAUCCUGGGAGGAAGAGAGAACAGCUGUCUGAAGGACUUCUGGAGGUACAGCGUGGUGUGUAACGAGUGGACAGAGUUGAGCUGCGCUGGUGAUGCUGCACCAGAAGAACUAGAGGAGCAUUCUAUGGUGGCUCAUGAGGGCUUUCUCUACGUGUUCGGAGGCAUGCUGGAUUCUGCGUACACCAUGUGGAGAAGUCCCCUCUGGGUGUUUGACAUCGCAAAGAAGAAAUGGGUUCAGUGUAAGGGAAAGACAAGCUCCCCUCAGACCCAAAUGCCAACCAACAGAAAAGGACACAGCGCCGUGGUGAUCGGCUCCUCUAUGCUGGUGUACGGAGGAUUCGUAGACAUGAAAGGAUCCUCGCAGGAAUUCUGGAGUUUGGAUUUCGAUACCAUGGCUUGGUCCCUGCUGACUGGUUGUCAGGAGGGCUCAGUAGGCCCAGGUCCCAGACACAGCCACUCCGCAAUGGCCCACCAGAGCUGCAUGUACCUGUUCGGGGGCUUGAAAGGCCUCCGGGAGCAGAGAGACUUCUGGAGGUGGAAUUCCACCAGCCACACAUGGAGUUCACUCAAAACCAAGUCCGGUCCCUCGAGACUGAUGGGCCACUCAGCUGUGGCCUACAGGGACUCCAUGCUUCUUUUCGGGGGAGGCGAGAGCCAGAACUCUCCGAACAACUGCCUGUGGAGGUACAGCUUCACCUCUCAGAGCUGGGGACAGGUGGCCACGCUCCCGGGCUCCAACCCUCCAGACAGGAUUCACCACUGCUGUGCCGGGCUGGGUCCCAGCUACAAGUCCAACACCAGCAGCCUCUGCUCCAGCCCGGGACUCCAACCCAGGCUGCAGGAGGGGAAGCCCAAGCCCUUCAAGAACAAGUGCUACCCAGCGCCGCUCACUUUCCUGGGGUCAGAGGGCGCUAUAGAGCUGGAGACGUUCAGCCCAGACAAAUGCUACGGUAGCAAAACACUAAGAGAUGUUUCAGAACUGGACAACAGCAAAGAGAGCUCGACGGGGAAAGACGCACAGCGGAUCGGAAACUGUUUGACGUUUGAGAACAAAGCUCUCAGGAAACAGUGGAGCUACACAGAGGAGGAACUAUUCGACCAGGAGGAUGGAGAUAUAUCCCAACAUCUGCCUGAUCUGCUGCUGGUGCUGGGGGGGAAACCGUGCACCAGACACCGACCUAUCUCUAUGUGGCAGAUGACCCUGACUGACUCUUAACAGUCUAUUAAGAACAAAACUUUUCUCCAUGUGAGAAGUAUGUAAAAAACAUCAGUGUUAUAUUAUCACUUUACCUUCAAUACAUCUCACGUUUACUGAUUUUUGCAGACAUUGUGAGACUGAAAAUAUCUAGAAAUAUAUAUUUUGAUGAUACUGUUACCUUUAUUUGGAGUUCUAGUGUGUAUUUAUAUGUUUUUCACACAUUUAUUUUGUCCAGUUUACAGUUUGUACAGUUAUUAAAGUAGUAUAUUGUUGAAAAAGCUCUUCUUUGUUGGUGUUUGGAGGUUUUAUAGACAUGAAAGGAUCCUCGCAGGAUUUCUGGAGUUGGAUUUUGUUGAGUUUAAAAUAACAUUUUAUUCUCAUAUAAAAAAAAUGUGCACAAGUAUGCUCACACUUGUUGUAACCACUCAUGAAAGGUGUGAUCAAAAAGGGGGAAAUCCAUUUUGCAGCCUCUCUCCAACCACUACACAACACCUCGAUAAGCUUCAAACAACUUGAAUGGAAAAAACCAGCAAGGGCAGUUAUUCAGUUAUUACAGUUAGC